This is a messenger RNA of Capsicum annuum, 1486 nucleotides long. RefSeq names its product F-box/kelch-repeat protein At5g43190. The transcript has a single exon. Gene Ontology annotation, molecular function: protein binding. NCBI's taxonomy places the organism in Eukaryota, Viridiplantae, Streptophyta, Magnoliopsida, Solanales, Solanaceae. The record is from RefSeq and is a predicted model, not a curated record. The coding region runs from base 152 to 1264 and encodes 370 amino acids.
CCAUUACUCUUACCAAACAACCCCUAAAAAUGUCCAUUUGUUUCUCUUCAUAUAAAACUAGAACCAGACCAUCUAGUUUGUUUCACACAGUACUAAAUAUAUAUAUAUGUAUGUUUGAUUUGAUUCCAAGUACAAAGUGGAGAACAAGAAGAUGGUGUUAUCAUCACAACAAAUGGAUCCAAAGAUAUGGAGCAAAUUACCAGAAGAUGUUUUAGAAUAUUUGCUAUCAUUUCUCCCUUUAAAAACUUUCUUGAAACUCAAAUCAACUUGUAAGCAUUUCAAGACUCUUCUAUUUUCACCUCCUUUCAUAUCCAAACACUCUUCCCCUUCACCAAAUUCACCAGAUUCAUCACCUUUUUCUUCAUUUUUCUUACUCUCACACCCACAGUUUCCAAGGCAGUAUCCACUUUUUGAUACUGUACACAACAAUUGGAGGAACUUAUCUCUUUGUGUUUCACCUGUUUUGCCAUCUAGUUCUUCUGUUCUUUUGUCUUCUUCUAAUGGUUUGUUGUGUUUUAGUAAGUCAAGUUCUAGUUCUUUUGUUGUUACUAAUGUUUUAGCAAGGACUUCAAGGGUUGUUAAGUUUCCAACUUUGCCCUUUUCUUUUGAGUCACUUACUUUGGUUUGUGGAUCUAAUAAUGGGUAUAAGUUGUUUGUGAUGUCUACUUUUGGAUCUUCAAGAAGUCAAGUUUUUGUGUAUUGUUCUUUGGUGAAUUCUUGGAGUGAGUUUGGUGGAUUUGAUUUGGUUUUGAAUGAGAAUCAUCAUCAAGAAGGUGUUUUUUAUGAUGGGUGUUUGUGGUUUAUUACUCCUGAGCCUUAUUUUGUGAUUGGUAUGAAUCUUGAUAAUGGGGAGUGGAAAAGAUCCAAUUUUGAGCUGCCUAGUGAGCUUACUUUUGCAAGAUUGGUGAGUGAUGGUGAUAAAAAGUUGUAUUUGAUUAGUGGAAAUGGGAGUAAUGGGAUUUCAAGAAGCAUGAAGUUGUGGGAAUUGGAUGGGAAUUCCAAGAUUUGGGUGGAAGUUGAGAAUGUGCCAGAGUUGAUAUGUAGGAAGUUUUUAUCAGUUUGUUAUCACAACUAUGAACAUGUUUAUUGCUUUUGGCAUAAAGGGUUGAUUUGUGUGUGUUGUUAUUCUUGGCCUGAGAUAUUGUAUUAUAAGGUUGCUAGAAGGACCUGGCAUUGGCUUCCUAAAUGCCCUUCGUUGCCUGAUAAAUGGAGCUGUGGAUUCAGAUGGUUCUCGUUUGUUCCUGAGCUAUAUGCCUUUGUGUAAUAGUAAGAUCAGUUGGAUCGAAAAGGCGAAAUCACGUGCUUCUGAGGAGGUGUUCCUUGACUCACUUUAUGUUAUUUUCUUUUCGUUUUCGUAUGUGUGUAUAUAGGAGUAGCAUUUGUGUUUGAUUUGCUAUAUUUAGUAGUGAUAUACUCUAUUAGCAUAUGAAAAUAAACCUUGUAGAAGCAUUGUUUGUUUGAAAGAAUUUGGUUGGUGUUUGUUGAA